AUAGUUAAAUACGACCAGACUCAAGUACACGUCGAUAAAUUUUCAUACUAUAAGAAGAAAACCAAUAAACAAAGGAUAGACAGUCCAAGCGGUUGUUGAAUGGAAAUCAGAAAUACAAAAUUUACAGGUGUUCAAUGGAAGAUUUAGAAUUCAAAAUUGAAUCUUGAAAUUGUUUUUUAAUUUGGAGAAGAAAAAAAAUGAAGUGUUUCUAUUACUUCAAGGAUAAGAGCAGAGUCAAUGGACAAAGUUCAGCCCCAAAUUUGAAAUACCAAAGCAAAUCCUAUACAUCAGAAGCUGAGAAUGUGAUCCAAUCUUCAUCUUCAGCUCCUUCGCCUCGCGGUUUAUCUGAACUAUAUGAAGAAAAAGCUCAAAACUUGAGAGUUUUUAAGUUCUCUGAGCUUAAACAGGCCACUAGUAACUUCAAUAGGUUACUUAUGAUUGGUGCAGGUGGUUUUGGAUGUGUAUAUAAGGGAACGAUAAAACCCGUUGACGAAAAGGGUGAACCUUUUGUGGUUGCCAUAAAAAAACUCAACAGAGAUGGCAAUCAGGGUCAUAAAGAAUGGGUAACCGAGGUGAAAUUUCUUGGUGUUGUGGACCACCCAAAUCUCGUUAAACUCAUUGGAUAUUGUGCCGUGGAUGGAGAGAGAGGUAUCCAGCGGCUACUUGUAUAUGAAUACAUGCUAAACAAAAGUCUGGAAGAUCAUCUUUUCAAUAUGUCAUUACCAACUCUUUCUUGGGAUCAAAGAUUGCAAAUUGUGCUCGGAGCAGCUCAGGGAUUGGCUUAUCUUCACGAGGAGUCAGAAGUCCAGGUUAUAUAUCGAGACUUCAAGUCAUCAAAUGUUCUAUUAGAUAAGGAUUUCAAGGCAAAGCUUUCAGACUUCGGGCUCGCCAGGGAGGGUCCAGUUGAUGGAAAAACUCACGUUUCUACAGGGGUCGUCGGAACAUAUGGAUAUGCCGCCCCAGAUUAUAUUGAGACGGGACAUCUUACUUCUAAGAGUGAUGUUUGGAGUUUUGGCAUUGUAUUGUACGAAAUCUUGACUGGUAGGCGAUCCGUCGAAAGAGAGAGACCGAGAUCAGAGCAGAAACUGUUGGAUUGGGUGAAACAAUACCCUGCUGACAGUCGGAAAUUUGGCGUGAUAAUGGACUCGAGACUCGAAAAUCAGUAUUCGCUCAGCAAAGCUCGAGAAGUUGCUAAACUGGCCGAUCGUUGUUUGGUAAAAAGUCCAAAGGACCGGCCGAAGAUGAGCCAGGUGGUGGAAAGUUUAAAGCAAAUAGUUCGGCUUCCAGCUGACGAAUGCCCGCCUGCCAAAGAUUUCGAGGGCAUUGAAGAUGAACCGAAAGAAGAAAAAGCCAUUAAACAGACGGGAGUCUCGGAAUCGGCCAAAAGACGAAUGGAACAUUUGGCUAAAAUAAGUGAAAAUGUAGAUGGUGUAAAUAGGAGAAGGUUUAUGAUCAUGCAGGGGGCUAAAGUUAUAUAGAUAUGCAUUUUUUUCCUUCUUGAAAUAUUCCCCAAAUUUUAGGAUUAUGCUUUUUUUGCUUCCGUAUAUGUAGAAGUAGAACAGAGCAGAUGAAAAUAUAUAUUUAAAAACUUGAGAUUUCGACUUCAA
Molecule: messenger RNA, 1607 nt
Organism: Olea europaea var. sylvestris
Lineage: Eukaryota; Viridiplantae; Streptophyta; Magnoliopsida; Lamiales; Oleaceae
Product: probable serine/threonine-protein kinase PBL19
Exons: 5
Coding region: 198-1478 (426 amino acids)
Biological process (GO): protein phosphorylation
Molecular function (GO): protein kinase activity; ATP binding
Source: RefSeq, a predicted model, not a curated record